Messenger RNA from Nothoprocta perdicaria, 2381 nucleotides. RefSeq names its product integrin alpha FG-GAP repeat containing 1 (gene ITFG1). NCBI's taxonomy places the organism in Eukaryota, Metazoa, Chordata, Aves, Tinamiformes, Tinamidae. The coding region runs from base 235 to 1797 and encodes 520 amino acids. The transcript is spliced from 18 exons. The record is from RefSeq and is a predicted model, not a curated record. Gene Ontology annotation, cellular component: plasma membrane.
CGCCGCUGCGCGCGCGGCCUCUGCCUCCUCCUGGCCGUGCUGAGGGCGGCCGCGGCCCUGCAGAAUGUCACCGCGCAGCUCUUCGGGGCCGAGGCCCAUGGCACGCUCGCGGCCUUCGGGGACUUCAACUCGGACAAGCAGACGGACCUGUUCGUGCUGCGAGGCGGAAAUGAGUUACUUAUAUUUUUGGCAGACCAAAAGGAACCAUACUUCAAGCCCAGAGUUAGGUUAUCAAUGAAACCUCCAAGCAUGAUAAUAACCAGUGUGGUUCCUGGAGAUUAUGAUGGUGAUUCACAAAUGGAUGUCCUCCUGACUACCCGAACUCAAAAUCAUGGCAAAGAUGAACUUUCAGUGUUUAUUUUCUGGGGGCACAACCAAACCUUAGAUUUUAACCAUAAGAAAGUGUUAAAUAAGACUUUUUAUGAUGAGCCUCUAAUAAUGGACUUCAAUGGUGACUUGAUUCCUGACAUCUUUGGGGUCACAAGCGAUUCAAAUAAACCACAGAUAUUCAUAGGCGGGAACUUUUCAUGGCAUCCUGCUUUGGACAUUCCUAGCAAAAUGUAUAUACCGCACUCUCAUGCAUUUAUAGAUCUGAAUAAUGACUUUACUGCUGAUUUGUUCCUUACUACACUACCAGAUUCACAAAACAUACAGUUUGAGACUUGGAUAAAUAAGGAUGGGAACUUCUCUAGAGUGGGAAAAAGUAAGGAAAAACCUGAGGGUAUGCAAGUUGUUGGACAGUCCGUUUUUGCUGAUUUUGAUGGGGAUGGACAAAGUGAACAUCUCUUACCAGUCUGUGAAGAUCCUAAAUGUCAAAAAAGUGCCAUCUACUUAUCUAAGCUGGGAAUGGAUCAGUGGGUUCCAGUCUUGCAAGACUUCAGAAAUAAGGACACGCUUUGGGGCUUUGUACCAUACGAAAAGGACAGCUCUUCAGCAGCAGUUUCAUUUCCAAUUACACUUCACAUUGGAGAUUAUAAUAUGGAUGGCUACCCAGAUGCUCUUGCUAUACUAAGGAACACAUCUGGAAGCAACCAGCAAGCAUUUUUACUUGAAAACGUCCCAUGCAAUAACGUGAGCUGCAAGAGCGUACGUCGCAUGUUCAAAGUUUACUGGGAGCUCUCGGAUCUCAAUCAAAUCAAGGACGCAGUGGUGGCCACCUUCUUUGAUAUAUACGAAGAUGGGAUCUUGGAUAUCAUUGUACUAAGCAAAGGCAACGUCAGUAAGGAUUUCGCUAUCCAUACAUUAAAAAACAACUUUGAAGCAGAUGCCUAUUUUGUUAAAGUUAUUGUUCUCAGUGGCCUCUGUUCUAAUGACUGCCCUCGGAAAAUCACACCUUUUGGUGUUAAUCAGCCUGGUCCUUACAUCAUGUAUACAACCGUAGACGCUAAUGGGUACCUGAAAAAUGGGUCAGCUGGACAGCUCAGCCAGUCAGCACACUUUGCUUUGCAGUUGCCGUACAAUGUGCUGGGCUUGGGACGCAGUGCUAAUUUCCUUGACCAUUUGUAUGUUGGCAUUCCUCGUCCUUUGGGAGAAAAGUCCAUAAGAAAACAGGAAUGGACAGCUAUCAUACCAAACUCUCAACUUAUAGUCAUUCCAUAUCCUCACAAUGUUCCUCGAAGCUGGAGUGCCAAACUGUACCUGACCCCGAGUAACAUUGUGCUGCUAACAGCUAUUGCCCUAAUUGGUGUCUGCGUUUUUAUCCUGGCAAUAAUUGGCAUAUUACACUGGCAAGAAAAGAAAGCAGAUGACAGAGAGAAGCGACAGGAAGCUCAUCGGUUCCAUUUUGAUGCUAUGUGACAUGCCUUAAUAUUUAUGAAGAAGCUGCUGCUCAUUUGCUUAAUUGAAAUACUGAAUUCUGAUUUGUAAAAUGAUUACUGUGAGACUAGUGCUGGUAUGCUAUUUGUAAAUGUUGCGUUACUUGGUAUUUAUUUGGAAAGUAUUAAAAUCAGACCUGAAUGUCUCACAAGGCCUUUCAGUAAACAGACUGUAUAUAUUAGUAUUUGGUCCUUAUUUAACAGAAACUGUAAAUUUAUUUUUCAUCGUGAGGAGGUCAUACUGCAUGUACCUCAUUGUUUACAUACCACCCCUUCUCCAGCACUAGUUGCUGGAAAGAUGUAAAUAAAGUUUAGCGUUUCACAGAGCAGAAUAUUUGGUAUCAUUUGAAUUGGUCGUCUCCUUUAUACGUUUUUGCAAAGUAAACUGCGUUCUGAAAAUUAGGCUUGAGCAAUUUCUCAGGCGAGACUUUAUCUGGUUUAUUCUGGUUGUACUAAAUGGUAUUCUGUCUGAAGUGCUCUGUAUUUUUCUUUGUUUCAGUCUGUAUGUGCAAUAGUUAAAGAAUUUAGGAACCUGAGAACUAAAGCAAACCUGUAGCAUUAAUGCUA